AUGCGGUUCUGCGCGGACAAGCUGCGCGGGUCCAAGCAUGCGCUCAUAGACGCGCUCGAGGCCAUGCGCGACGAAGAGCUGCCCGUCGUCAAGUUUAAGCACAAGCUGCUGUACGAGGCGCAUGAGAAGGAAGAAGACAUCCGCGAGCGCAACCUCAAGAAGUUUGAAGCGCUCGAGAAGCAAGCCCACGAGAUGCUUGACAAGAUGCUUGCCGAGAAGAAGCAGCUCGAGACCGAGAUGCGCCGGCAGUCGCAGCAGUUCCGCAACGUCAUGGACCAGCGCGACGCCGACGUCGAGGCAGAAUACUCCAAGGCGCUCGGCCAACUCCACGACGAACUUGAAGAUACGACGCAGCAAUUGGAGCUGGCAAUUCGGAUCCGGGAUGCCAAACACGCGCACUUGACCGACCUCCCAGCGCCGUCAACCGACUUGGACGAGCUUGUGGCGACGAAUGCGGCGCUCAAGGCCCAAGUCGAAGACGCUAACGAAGACGUUGCAGCACUCAAGGACGAGUACCAUGCGCUCAAGAACGCGCCGAUCAAGCGCAAGCCGCAGGACGAGCUCGUCUCGGCCAAGUCCCGCGCCCUCGCCGAGAAAAAGGAUGCGAUGGAGUGUGUGCAUCUGCAGCAAGAAAUUCGCGUCCUCCAGCAAACCCACCAAACGAUGCAAAACAAGUCGACACAGCGCCACUGGCUUGAGCUCCAAGUGCAAGAAAACAAGCGCGUCGAAGAAGCCAUCGCCAACGUCGCCGCCGAGAUCGAGGCGACCAAGACCAACCUCGUCCAGACGUCCAUCCGACUGCAGUCGCUGCUGCGGACACUGGCGUCGUCACCGACCGUCGGCGCGGUCAUGACGCGUCUCUACGGGCUUUUUUCGGCGACGAACGUGACGCUUUCGGUCGCCGAGUGCUUGGCCGCAAGCCCGAGCGAGCCCGAAGGCAGGCAGGCGCUGCUCGAGCUCGAGCAAAUGGGCCUCAUUCGGCGCGAGAGCGACUUUAUCACCAAGAUCUAGACUCGAUACAACUCGUGUAGCUUUACUUACCGC
Saprolegnia parasitica CBS 223.65 is the source of this 1044-nucleotide messenger RNA. RefSeq lists its product as hypothetical. The transcript is spliced from 9 exons. The record is from RefSeq and is a predicted model, not a curated record. Bases 1 to 1011 code for a protein of 336 amino acids. Lineage: Eukaryota; Oomycota; Saprolegniomycetes; Saprolegniales; Saprolegniaceae.